GAGCUGCCCGCCGCCGUCCGCAACCUCUCCAUCGUGGGCGGCAACUUGACGGUGCUGCGCGCCGCCGCCUUCGCCGGCGGCUGGCGGGAGGGGGGGGAAGGCGGCGGGGCGGCGCGGCCGCUGGCCGACCUGACGCUGCUGGUGCUGACCCACGACGCCAUCGAGGCCCUGGAGGAGGCGGCCUUCGCCGGCCUGCCGGCCCUGGCCCCCCUGGACCUGAGCCACAACCGCUUGCGCUCCGUGGCGCCGGGCGCCUUCGCCGGCUGCGCGCAAUUACGCACGCUGAGACUGAACCAGGGCCUGGAGGCGCGGGACGCGCGGGGGCUCGGGGAGCUGCUGGCCGGCGCCCUGGCCAACCUCAGCCUGGUGCGCCUGGAGCUGGCCGGCAACCGCCUGCGGGAGCUGCCCCCCGCGACGGCCCUCCCGCCGGGCCUGCGCCACCUGGACGUGCGCAACAACUCGCUGCAGGCGCUGGCGGCCGAGCAGCUCGACGGCCUGGCCGCCCUGGGCCGCCCGCGCCUCCACCUGGCCGCCAACCC
Gekko japonicus is the source of this 539-nucleotide messenger RNA. RefSeq names its product trophoblast glycoprotein-like. NCBI's taxonomy places the organism in Eukaryota, Metazoa, Chordata, Lepidosauria, Squamata, Gekkonidae. The annotation marks the transcript as partial. The record is from RefSeq and is a predicted model, not a curated record. The transcript has a single exon. Gene Ontology annotation, molecular function: protein binding.